Molecule: messenger RNA, 879 nt
Organism: Rhopalosiphum padi (bird cherry-oat aphid)
Lineage: Eukaryota; Metazoa; Arthropoda; Insecta; Hemiptera; Aphididae
Product: ectonucleoside triphosphate diphosphohydrolase 5-like
Exons: 8
Coding region: 1-879 (292 amino acids)
Biological process (GO): nucleoside diphosphate catabolic process
Cellular component (GO): membrane
Molecular function (GO): UDP phosphatase activity; GDP phosphatase activity
Source: RefSeq, a predicted model, not a curated record
AUGGAUGAUAGUGAAAUCACCUAUUGUUUUUCAACUGACGACCAAAUUAUUACUAAGGACACAAAAUGUAUAAAACAUUGUACAAUAAUGGGAAAAAAAGAACAUUAUAAAGUAAAUGCUGCCCCAUCUACCCAACAAUCAAACCAAAACCAUCAAUUGAAUUGUGCAGUUAUUAUAGAUGCAGGAAGUACUGGAUCUAAAGUCUUAGCUGCUGCUUUUAAAAAGACGGAUGACAUCUAUUUACUAGACAACUAUAUUUUUAAACGAGAAGAAGGUGGUUUAGCUGAAUAUGCUGAUGACGAAAAAAAAAGAGAAGAAAUAAUACGUCAUUUAUUAUCGCAAGCUGAAGAUUUUAUGAAUAAAAAUCCUUAUUGUGCCAGAACACCACUUUUAUUGAGAGCAACAGCUGGUUUAAGAAUGUUAAACGAAAAAUCAGUUGAAAUUAUCAAUCAAGCAAAAGGAAUUUUCAAUGAAUAUAGCUCAAUAUUUCAAGUAGAUGACAAUUCAGUGGAAAUAAUGGAUGGUAGUGAUGAAGGGCUUUUUGCAUGGUUCACAGUUAAUUAUCUCCUAAAGAGAAUAAAGGAUCUCGAAAAUUCGGUAGCAGUUUUAGAUUUAGGUGGUGCAUCUUUACAAAUCACCUUUUACCCAACUGACGAUAAAAAAAUACCAACGAAUUCUUCAUUUAUAAAAGAUUAUGCGAUUAUGGGAACAAGAAAAAAAUUGUAUAACCAAAGUUAUUUAGGUUUUGGAUACAAGGCUGUGCGAACAAAAGUUUUCAAACCGGUAGAUAAUAAUAAAAAAAAUUAUACUUCACCAUGUCAACACUCAGAUUUCCAAGUAUCCUAUUCAUUUAAUUUAAUAGAUUACUCUGUAACGUAA